CUACUGAAAUGAAACGUCAGUGCUAGGGGAGAGAAGAGGUUCACUUUAACCACGGCCCUCCAGAGAACAGCAUGCCUAUUUCCCCAGCGAGCUUCAGCCUCAUCUUUCUCCUCUGCCAGCUCACAGGGCCCGCAGCCUCUGGAGCCCAGCAGGAGCUGGUGGGUGCCGUCGGUGGGUCUGUGACUUUCCCUCUGACACACUCACUAUAUCGGAUUGACAGCAUUUUCUGGUUCUUUGAAAGUACUACUCUUAUCACCAUACAGCCAACAACGACAAACAAACCAGACACUGUCAUAGUGACUAAAAAUCAUAACAAGGGAAGGGUAGGCUUCUCACACGGGAACUACUCCCUGAAGCUCAGCAAACUGAGUAAGAAUGACUCAGGUGCCUACUCUGUCCAAAUACACAGCCCGUCCCUCCAGGAGCCCUUCGUCCAGGAGUAUGGGCUGCGUGUCUAUGAGCACCUAUCGAAGCCCCAAAUCACCUUGGGUCUGAAGAGCAAUAAAAAUGGCACCUGUGUGACCAACCUGACAUGCUUCCUGGAACGGGGAGGAGAGGAUGUGACUUAUAGCUGGAAGACCCUGGGGAAGACCUCCAAUGAGUCCCAUAAUGGUUCUGUCCUCCCCAUAACCUGGACGCUGAGGGAAAAGGACAUGACCUUCAUCUGCAUGGCCAGGAACCCCAUUAGCAGCAACUCUUCAAACCCCAUCUUUGCCCGGAAGCUCUGUGAAGGUAUUCCUGGUGACCUAGAUCCCAUCAUGCCCCUGAGGAUUUCCUUGCUGCUCAUUUUCCUUAUACUGGUGUUAAUUAUUCUAUGGAGACAAAGAAGAAAAGAGUCCACUGAAGAGAAGAGAAUCGGCACUCAUCCAGAAAUUCCUAACUGCUACCCGCCCUCUGGAGAGACCGCAGAGUAUGAUACAAUCUCUAACCCAAACAAAACUAUUCCAGAGGAAAAUUCAGUCCAUUCUCUUUAUUGCACAGUGCAAAUACCCCAAAAGGUGGAGAAACCCCACUCACUGCCCACAUCGCCAGACAGAUCAAAGCUAUUUAUCUACGAGAAAGUCAUCUAAACCGCACUGCACUCCCUCCUGUGUCAUCCCAAAGAAAACAAACGAAUUCAGACAUGACCACAAAAUCUGAGGAAGAACAAAGAACACAGUUCCUUCCUGGAAAACUAUCCUUUUGAUGCUAUUGUAAUUAGCUAAUCCUAUCUAAUAAACAGGGAAUAUGCUAAUUGAUCCUCAUGCCAUCCCAAAGAUG
Molecule: messenger RNA, 1260 nt
Organism: Myotis daubentonii (Daubenton's bat)
Lineage: Eukaryota; Metazoa; Chordata; Mammalia; Chiroptera; Vespertilionidae
Gene: SLAMF7
Product: SLAM family member 7-like
Exons: 7
Coding region: 72-1070 (332 amino acids)
Biological process (GO): T cell activation
Cellular component (GO): external side of plasma membrane; membrane
Source: RefSeq, a predicted model, not a curated record